Molecule: messenger RNA, 953 nt
Organism: Ananas comosus (pineapple)
Lineage: Eukaryota; Viridiplantae; Streptophyta; Magnoliopsida; Poales; Bromeliaceae
Exons: 5
Coding region: 145-747 (200 amino acids)
Source: RefSeq, a predicted model, not a curated record
CAUCUACAAGUUUGAAAUUCAAAUGCUGAUAAUCUCACCAUGAUCCCGCCACUAUAAAAAACGAGGCGCGCAAUCGAAUCAUUCACCGAUCACACUUCCUCUUCCUCUUCCUCUCCUUCUCCUUCUCCUUUCUCUUCAAUCGCCAUGAAGAAGAGAGCCGCGGCAUCAACCGCAUCGAGGGCGAAAUCGAGGGCGAAACCCUUCCUGUCCCCUCUCCCCACCCCUUCCACCCCCACCCCCAACCGCUCCUCCAAACCCUACGCCCCCUCCUCCUUCGACCUCACCUUCCUCGCCUCGGCCUCCUCCAACAAGAAGGUGACGUCCAGCAAAACCCUAACUCCCGGCUCCCUCCCCUCCACUCCGCCCAAAACUCUCGCCUCCAUCGCCGAUCUCAGGAGCCUCGCUGCAUCCCGCUUGGAUUCCGUGAAGCGGGAGCUCGAUCUGUGCCACUCAGCGAUCACCAAGGAGUUCGACGCGUCCCACAACAGAAUCUCCAAGCGAUGCAAGAUCCAAACACAGGCUUGUUUGCAGCUUACCGAGGAAGUUGACAAGGAGUACAAAAAGUUGUCCGAUAGGAUCAAGGAAAAUUCAGAACUCAUAAAGGCCUCGUAUGUGGAGUUUAUGGCAGAAGCACAGUCAACUGCAUCUCGUGUGUGCAAGGCGUCCAUUUCUGAGCUUUCACAGUCCAUGGAGAAAGCAAUUGAUAGCUUGAGAACCCGUUAUAACAUCCCUGCAACUCCAGUUUAGCCGGGCAAUUUAAGCUUCAGGGACCAGCUAUUGGAUUCUCUCCAUCUACGUAAUGAACUUGAGCCCGUUGCUUCAAAACUAUUUUCUUUAGCUUUAAUUUUUGCUGAAUACAUAGUUGCCAGAAGUAACCCAUAAAGAGUUUGCUCUCAGCUUGGGCUGGAUAGAGCAUGAAUAAUAGCAUUUGCAAAAGUGAUGUAUUCUUUUUU